ACGCCGACAUGCGAGCAGCAAGCGAUUAGAGUGAUUUUGGCUUUUAAUGGGGACGAAUGGCCGGAGGCACGAUUCGAGGACUGGAUUAUCGUCGGAACGAAUAAUCGCGCUGAGUGCCGAUUGCAGGGCAAUGGCGAGUUGCAAUAUGUCGUCGAGUUGGCUGUUUUCAAUGAUCCAUGCCAAACUGAAAUGGUCAGGAUUUAG
Molecule: messenger RNA, 204 nt
Organism: Gongylonema pulchrum
Lineage: Eukaryota; Metazoa; Nematoda; Chromadorea; Rhabditida; Gongylonematidae
Source: the annotation of a GenBank genome assembly